Messenger RNA from Tigriopus californicus, 1368 nucleotides. Its product is annotated as actin-related protein 10-like. The transcript has a single exon. Gene Ontology annotation, biological process: retrograde axonal transport of mitochondrion. Bases 74 to 1276 code for a protein of 400 amino acids. NCBI's taxonomy places the organism in Eukaryota, Metazoa, Arthropoda, Copepoda, Harpacticoida, Harpacticidae. The record is from RefSeq and is a predicted model, not a curated record.
UGAGUUGACCUCUUUAAUCAACGAGAAGGCAGGCCUCAACGUGAAACUGUCGUGGUCCGUGUUCGGGGGGAUCAUGCCAUUUUAUGAAGGCAUCGGCUUAAUCGCGGAAAAGAACGCUGUGGUGAUCGAACUGGGUUCAGCCUUCACCAAAGUGGGAUAUGCCGGGGAAGCCACACCUCGCGCCAUUCUACCCACCCCCGAGCUCCCGCUAGAUGAUGAGGAGGCCUUGUAUGACACGCUCUUUGAGCUAAUUCAUCGCGUGUAUUUCAAACAUUUACUGGUUAACCCGCGCGACCGGCGUGUGGUCAUUCUUGACCCUCUCAUUGGGCCGGUCAGCCUGAAGCGGGCGCUCGCUCGUGUGCUCUUUCAGCAUUUCGAGGCGCUCUCCGUCUUGUUUGCGCCCUCAGUGUUGAUGCCGCUCGUGACACUGGGGCGUGCCACUGGUCUGGUGCUAGAUGCAGGCCGGGAGGAGGCGGUUAUUCUGCCAGUCUAUGAAGGCGUACCGGUUUUAAAGGCUUGGAAAGCGACACCUUUGGCCGGGUCAAAGGCUAUGCAAGCUGAGGUCGGUCGGUUACUUCAAGCUUGUACGGUUAAAACCAAUGAUGGACAAAUUCAACCAGUGGCUGAAGCACCCCAAGCCCAAUUGGCGGAUGAUACAAUAGUUGAAGACAUACAAAUCCGUUUGUGCUUCGUGACCGAUUUGGAGCGAGGUCUGCAAUUGCAAAAGAUCCGCAAAGAUGCGAGUCAAGUGUCGGGAUUGUCGAGCUUUUUGAAGAAGACUGUGCCUGCCGUGACGUAUCCAUUGCCUGCCGGUCACACACUUCUUUACGUUGACGGAAUGACUCGUGAAAGUGCGGCCGAGGUCAUGUUUGAGCCCGAUGAAGACGGACGCACCUUGGCCUCACUCCUCUUGGAUGCUAUAAUAGCUUGUCCAAUUGAUAUGCGACGCGAAUUGGUGGAGAAUGUUGUGAUUGUGGGUGGUACAUCAAUGAUGGUGGGCUUCAAGGCUCGGUUGUUUCAAGAGAUCAAGCAUUUGAUUAAAGAGGAAAACUACUAUCAGGAAAAGAUGGGCGUUCUAGUUGACCAAUUCAAACUCCAUGUCACACCAACGCAAGCAAAUUUCGCGUCAUGGACCGGAGCUUCGAUAUUUGGCGCCACGGACGCCAUCAGCACCCGAUCGUUUACGCGAGAAAUGUUCCUCAAAGAAAAAAUAAUUCCUGAUUGGAGCGAUUUCAGGUUUAAUCAGCUUUAUGUGGAAGAAAAGCCGCCAACUUAAUUGUCUAAAACUUUCUUAAAAGUAUUGCAUUCAAUGAUAAAAUUUCUUCGUUACUUACAUUAAAACAGAUUUUUAGUAAUGACGCAAGUUAA